Molecule: messenger RNA, 814 nt
Organism: Rhagoletis zephyria (snowberry fruit fly)
Lineage: Eukaryota; Metazoa; Arthropoda; Insecta; Diptera; Tephritidae
Product: putative tRNA 2'-phosphotransferase
Source: RefSeq, a predicted model, not a curated record
UUUCGCGAGAAUUAAGCGAUAAAAUGUCAUUUGCCGGAGAAACUUUGUCGGAUGACGAAGAUUUCAAAAAGGUAACCGAGGCUAAUUUCCAGAAGAUCCGCAACAAAUCCAACAAGCUCGGUUACGCUGAGGGUCUUUCUGACGGAAAAGAGGCGAUCUUUCAAACUGUUUUCGACAAUGGAUAUACUCAUGGAUUGCGUACAGGAUUUGAACUCGAGAAAUACCGAUCGUUCUUCGAAAACCUGAGCAUUUUAAAAGUUCAAAAUGAGGAGUUAAAUAAGGAAAAAGCGCUAUAUUCAAAAAUGUCAGUGGAUAUUGCAACAGAUCCCAGUCAUUGCUAUUUUGCUAAGCAUAACAAAGAACCCCUUGAUGCAAUUACCCAUCACCAAAACACUUACGUGGAUACAUUUUUGAGACAGUGUCAACAAACACUGCCACUAACAACUAAUUUAUUAGCGUCGCAAAAGUAGAGUAGAAAUUAAUUUUACGAUAUUUUAAAAUAAAUCCAGCCUAAAAAUUAUAAGUAUAAUCCCUCGACUGUGCCUUCCUUUUUGCGAUACAAAACACUCUCCUUAGAUUUUUUGAAGUCUUCGUUGGUGACUUUCAUGCGUCGUUCACGUAGGGCCAUCAAACCGGCCUCUGUACAAAUAGCCUUGAUAUCCGCACCGGAGAGGUCAUCCUUGGCCAUUAUCAGUUCGUGGAGGUUCACGUCUUCAGCUAAAGUCAUGCGGGAAGUAUGAAUCGUAAAAAUCCGGCGCUUAGUUUUCUCAUCAGGAAGUGGAAAUUCAAUUUUACGGUCAAUACGGCCGGGACG